UUCAAGUCUUUAGCCAAUGGAGUUAUGAUCUUGUAUAUGUCAAGUAUUGACUAAGUGACUAUUAUGGCUGCCUCCUGUCAGUAUGCACUAAACAUGCAUAAGUUACCAAUCUUUCGAAUAAUCACACAUGUUCACUGUAUUUCUCUAAAUAAGUCUAGGGCGUUUCACCGGUGUGUUUUUGCGAAAGAAUUACACCAAUGUGUUCAGUAUAGCACAUGGAACAGUAAUGCGGUUCAGAAGAAAAGUGCCGUGGACUUGGGGAGCAAAAAGCUUGAAAUAUCUACGGGAAAACUUGCCAGAUUUGCAGAUGGAUGUGCUUCAGUACAGUUAGGUGACACAACAGUUAUGGUAACAGCAGUCAGUAAAACAAAAGCCACAUCAUCUCAGUUCAUGCCUUUAGUGGUUGAUUUUCGACAGAAAGCUGCUGCAGCGGGAAGAAUACCUACAAACUACUUAAGAAGGGAACUUGGAUCAACAGACAAUGAAAUUCUUACAAGCAGAAUGAUAGAUCGCUGUAUUAGACCUCUUUUUCCAGCUGGUUAUUUUUAUGAUACGCAGGUAGUGUGCAACCUUUUGGCAGUUGAUGGUGUUAAUGAUCCUGAUGUAUUGGCAGUAAAUGGAGCCUCUGUUGCACUUGCCUUGUCUGACAUUCCAUGGAAUGGACCAAUUGGUGCUGUAAGAGUUGGAAUGGUAGAUGGAGAAUUUGUUAUUAAUCCAACAAGAAAAGAAAUGACUUCAAGCACUUUGAACUUAGUUGUAGCUGGAGCUUCUCAAAGUCAAGUUGUUAUGUUGGAAGCAUCAGCUGAAAAUGUAUUACAGCAAGACUUUUGCCAUGCAAUUAAACUUGGUGUAAAGCACACGCAGCAAAUAAUCCAGACCAUCAAUCAGCUGGCAAAGGAGCAUGGUGUUGUAAAAAGGACUCCUCAGAAGUUAUUUGCUGCUCCUUUAGAAAUUGUGGAAUACACAAGACAGCUUGCAGCUGAGAAAAUAUAUGCAGUAUUUACAGACUUCAGCCAUGACAAGAUUUCCCGUGAUGAAGCAGUAAACAAAAUACGCCUUGAAACAGAAGAAAAAGUAAGAGAAAAAUUUCCAGAAGCAGAUUCAUAUGAAGUAAUUGAAUCUUUCAAUGUUAUUUCAAAGGAUACAUUUCGAAACCUUGUUCUGAAUGAGUACAGAAGAUGUGAUGGCAGAGACCUAACAUCCUUAAGAAACAUUUCCUGUGAAGUUGAUCUCUUUAAACCACUCCAUGGGUCAGCAUUGUUUCAAAGAGGACAGACUCAGGUGCUGUGUACUGUUACAUUUGAUUCAUUGGAGUCGAGUGUCAAAACUGACAUCAUUACAACACUUGUAAGUGGCUUGAAAGACAAAAAUUUUAUGUUGCAUUAUGAGUUUCCCCCAUAUGCUACUAAUGAGACUGGUAAACUAACUGGGAUUAACAGGAGAGAACUUGGUCAUGGUGCCCUUGCAGAAAAAGCUUUGAAACCUGUUGUCCCCAAAGAUUUCCCCUUUACUAUUCGAGUCACAGCUGAAGUACUGGAGUCUAAUGGGUCAUCAUCGAUGGCUUCAGCGUGCAGUGGAAGCAUGGCCUUAAUGGAUGCAGGUGUCCCAAUUUCAGCUCCUGUAGCUGGUGUAGCAAUAGGCUUAGUCACAAAAUCCAGUGCAGAGAAACCAGGAGAAAUCCAAGAUUAUCGACUUCUCACUGACAUUUUGGGAAUUGAGGACUAUCAUGGUGAUAUGGACUUCAAAAUGGCAGGCACCAGUAAGGGAAUUACUGCACUUCAGGCAGAUGUGAAAAUUCCAGGGUUACCAUUAAAAAUUGUAAUGGAAGCAAUUCAGCAAGCUACAGUGGCAAAAAGGGAAAUUCUGAACAUCAUGAACAAAACCAUUGCCAAGCCCAGACCAAACAGGAAAGAAAAUGGACCAGUAGUAGAAAAAGUUCAUGUUCCAUUAUCGAAACGGGCACGAUUUGUGGGUCCUGGUGGUUACAAUUUGAGGAAACUGCAAGCAGAAACAGGUGUUACCAUUAGUCAGUUAGAUGAAGAAUCAUUUUCUGUGUUUGCGCCUGCCCCCAAUGCAAUGAAUGAAGCUCGUGAAUUUAUUCAUGAAAUCUGCAAGGAUGAUCAAGAACAGCAGUUGGAAUUUGGAGCAGUUUAUACAGCCACAAUUACUGAGAUUAGGGAUAUUGGAGUAAUGGUAAAGCUUUAUCCAAACAUGACACCAGUGUUGCUACACAAUUCACAGCUGGAUAACAGAAGAAUUAAACAUCCCAGUGCUCUUGGACUGGAAGUUGGCCAACAGAUUCAGGUAAAAUAUUUUGGUCGUGAUCCAACAGAUGGGAGAAUGAGGCUAUCACGUAAAGUCCUACAGUCUCCUGCAACAAUGACAGUUAAAACAUUAAGUGAUAAAAGUAGUAUUUCUAUAGCACCCAACAGUUCCCCAUCAUCAGAUUCUCCCAUUUAAUUUUGAAAAUUGUAAUUAAGAUCAAACUUCAGGACACAUAUCUUACAGUACCCCCAUAGAGAGUUACUGGACAGUUGGCAACUGAAGAAUAAAUAUACUUCAUUAAAACUGUACAGAAGUUAGAAGUAUUUAAUUAUGUUGUAAAAUAAACCCUAUUUUGAUGUAUUAGACUUUUAUUUAACUGUCUGUAUAUCUGUAAAAAUGUUGAUAAAAUAUAUGUACUGUAUAACAGAAUAAACUAACAAGAUUUUUAUAAAGUUACAUUGCAUAAAUUUUCCUCAUCAUUUUGAGAAGAGACAACACAUAUUGCACAACUAAACAAUGUAGUGUUAAAUUUGUAUAAAGACAAACAGAAACAUGAGUCGGUUUUAAAACACUAGCAACACUAUCAGAGAGAGGAUGCUUAUAAGAGAAAGACACAAGUAAAAAAAAAAAAAUUAUACAGAUUACAUCCACACAGUGGCCAUUAUUUACCCAUAACUGGACUAUUUAUUUCCACCUCACCACUCUGCUGCCAUGCAACUCAGUCCUUUUACCAGAAGGCAGCUCUUCCUUGCCAUUGUAUGAGAACAGCAAGAGCUGCUGUAUGGGCAAUUUUGUGUUCAUCAUAUAUGGAAGGAGGAGUCAGAACAUGCCUGGCCAUGCAGUGCUUUCACUGAGCUUGGAAAUGAGUGUUCCCAUAAGCAUAUGCUACAAGCUAGGUAAUGCUGACAUGUACCCACCCAGCUUCCCCAUAUCACUAUCUUGGACAUUGUAGCGUUACAUCUUUACUUAAAUCUAGUUUCUAGCCUUCAACAAUGGAUGUUAUUACAACAGGAGUGAGUUGCACCUUCCUCCUUUGAAAGAAGAGCAAAUCUUUGGCUGCUUAGUCUAUUCUAGCCACUGGAUAGCGCCUCAGCAACUAUACUGCUUUUAGAGUCAGGGUCAGAAAUAGUGCAGACAGAACCUUAUCCUCUACACCAGCAAACCAGCAGGCAGAGAAUCUGCUAAUGUUCAUGAAAAGAAAGCAUGGAUACUAAAAAUUUUUGAAUUUUAUGGCAAGUAUAUUUCUAUUGAGCAGAAAGCAGAGUAAAAUGAAACCAGAGAAAGUCCAUGAAAAGAAAUGUGUAAAAGGCAUCCAGCUGUCAUAAUACAAAAUCAAAUAUAAUGUACAUAGUGAGUUUCUCUACAGGUUUUCUUGAAACUGCCCAAAAUGUAACUAUAGUGUGCUGCAUCAUUUGCAAUGAAAUGUUGGUUCUGAUAUGUAAUAUCUUGUAUUCAUUUAUGUUUUCUGUGCACUCAAAAAAGUAGUGGUUUUUAGAAGUUAAAAUAAACUUUUAUUUGUUUGCACAAGUCA
Molecule: messenger RNA, 3796 nt
Organism: Protopterus annectens (West African lungfish)
Lineage: Eukaryota; Metazoa; Chordata; Ceratodontiformes; Protopteridae
Gene: PNPT1
Product: polyribonucleotide nucleotidyltransferase 1
Exons: 28
Coding region: 64-2460 (798 amino acids)
Biological process (GO): mitochondrial RNA 3'-end processing; mitochondrial mRNA catabolic process
Cellular component (GO): mitochondrion; cytosol
Molecular function (GO): polyribonucleotide nucleotidyltransferase activity; 3'-5'-RNA exonuclease activity; RNA binding
Source: RefSeq, a predicted model, not a curated record